Molecule: messenger RNA, 4242 nt
Organism: Mercenaria mercenaria
Lineage: Eukaryota; Metazoa; Mollusca; Bivalvia; Venerida; Veneridae
Exons: 9
Coding region: 247-987 (246 amino acids)
Molecular function (GO): protein binding
Source: RefSeq, a predicted model, not a curated record
AGCAUUGGAUUGGUUGAAUUUUGAAAGUAAAUGGCAGGUUACCAUUCUUUUGAUUGGUCCGCAAUUUGAUUUGAAAUCUUGGACCAUGAUGAUUUGAGAGUGGUGUUGAAUUAAAGUAAUGUAAUUUUUAGCCUAUGUCUGUUCAACAGGCAAGGUCGUAAUUUAUGUGUUUCAUUUUGUUCACUAUCAUUUUCAAUAAGCUACAGUGUGUUUUCUGUACUUCAUUUCAUAUGAUGCUUUGGUUGAAUGCUGUUAUGGACUUAUUUGCAGGGGGGGUAUACACCACUACAUUUAGCUGCAAUACAAGGUCAUGAGGGGAUUAUCGAAUUACUUACAAAAACCUAUUACGCUGAUGCCAACAUUAGAGAUUACAGCGGGAAGAAAGCCAAACAGUAUCUUAGCAACUCUGCAUCAAGCCGAGCCCAACGUGAUAGCCUCGUGCUGAAUCGAUCGAAGAGUGUCCCAUUCGAUAAGUCAGACUAUCUCGAGAAAACUGAUGUUAUGUCCCUAGACAAAAAAUUACUAGUUUCAAGCAAGCUUAGCUCAAAAUCAGGUAAUGAAAAGAGUGAUAAUGGAUUCAUGCGUAAUUCUGGAAGUCGUCGAAGUAAUCGUGAAAGUGCAAUAAAGUCAUUGAUUCGAGCAUCUACUGGUGCCAUGAAACAGACGGUAAUGAGGUCAGGCUGGGGAUCAUCUGAAGAUGUAAUAAACGAGAAAACACCAAAGUCGUCCCCUAGGAACAGUGCUGAACCAUCCCCAGUAAUACAUAGGAGGAAAGGAUCAUUUAAAGACCGAGAUCGAGACUUGAUGCCUCCACCAGGUGCAUCAUCUAGGCACAGUCACAAGUCAAAUAAACCGCAGCAUUCCGUCAGUAAAGAAAGCCUACAUACAGAAGAUAAAAAACUGAGUAUGAUGAAACAAGUCCCUCGUUCAGAGUCCGAGCCAAAUCUAGGUGAAAUAGUCCAACCAAGCCGAUCUACUUUCAUCUGAACUGUAUACCCACUACUACCAUUUGCAAGAGACUGUAUGGAGUUACUGGUGCUUACAGAGAAAAUACUCAAAUUGAUUCAUCUACCUGCCUGUUGAAGAGGGGCCAAAAUUUACCUUCCUGCCUGUUGGAGAGGGGCCAAAAUUUACCUUUAUCAUCAUCUACCUGCCAGUUGAAGAGGGACCAUGCUUUACCUUUAUCAUGAUAAUUGGUGCCUUGCUUAAUUUACCUCUGAUUUUCACCAGGAAUUAGCUUGUACUUUGGAAACUAUUGAAACUUUUCUUGUCAUACUAUUUUAAUAGUUUGUAGGGAACAAGUCUGUUAUCAAGGGAGUUACAUUGCUUAAAUCAAGCAUUGAGGAACUAUAUUUUUGUAUAUUUUGUGAAAUCAACUGAUGCCAGGAAACUUACAAAAAAAUAAGUUUUUUUUUGUGUGUGUGAAUUUGAAUCUGACCAUUUCACUGGGGAUCCAAAAUUUAAAGCAAGCUUGCCUAUAAAAUAUUCUGGUGUAUUUGGUAAAAUACUACUGUAAAAAUAUGUAAUGCAAUAUACAAUGUAAUAAUAUAAAGUAAUAAUUUUAUUUGUACUGUAAACUAGGUAGCUAGCUUUAUUUUAAGAUUUCAUGGAUAGCAGCGUCAUUUUUGGAGUUUAGAAUUUGUGGAACAGGAGGUUUGGUGUUUUAGGACAUGAAGCUGUAGAAUUCAUUACUGUCAUUAUUCAGGAAAAUUAAGGAAAAAAUAAAACCAUCUAGGAUAUUAUACUGUCUACAGCAGUCAAAAAUAAAUGUUUUCGAAAGAGACUACAUUUAUAAUCUGCGGAAAACUGAUAUAAAAAAUGUGAGAGUGAAAAUUAUGAAGCAGUUUAUGUCUGCAUUUAUCACAGCCUAAAAUAAAGUUUUAUUAAAUUCAUUACUGAUGGAAUAGAAAUACAUUCACAUGGAAAAUAGGUGUGUAACAGCGGACAUAAUUUCAAAGUGGACAUAAUUUCAAAGUGAAAUUAGAGUGUAAGUGCUAUUGAACAUAAUUGUACGCUAAGUAUAAAUCAUCAGCAUUUAUAAUGCUGUACAACAAAUUCUUGAGAAAAUGUUGCAAAUUGAAUGUAUUUUUUUAACCUUAAAAGACAAUCAAAACAUAAAAAAAAUGUAUCCUAAUCAGUCAUCCACCCUGCACAAAUAUGCUUUGGUUGGAUGGAAGGGCAUGAAGUUGGACUUUCAACCCAGUGUCAGUAUAAUGUGACUGGGUGGGGUAUCAUGUCACGUGUCUGUGGCGUGAUAUUCCAGUGAAGCAGCACUAUAAAGUUGGGCAUUGUGCUCACUGCUACAGGUAGACACCGUCGUUCAUAUGACUGAAAAAUUGUUGAAAAAGACGUUAAACCCGAACACACACACACAGAGUCUGAAACUUUUGCUGCAACUGGACCAAUAUCUUGAUUUUUUGUCGAGCUCGUAUAAGCAGAAAUUGUACUUCUGUAUUAUUUAUUUUAAAAAGGUUGCUUAGUUGUCUUCAACUGAACAAGGAAACCUUGAAGUUUACUUAACUAUCUACAAGUAUACAUUUGUUGUAUUUUUCAAUCUUUUAAUUUGUGUUUUAGUUUUUUUGUUCUGUAUACAUGUAUUCAGUUUUACAUAAAACAGUUACACAGUCAUAUAAUAUGCGAUUUUACAUUUAUAAGUUGUAAUAUUGAUUGGUAGUGGCAUACAUUUUCUACACAGUAAAACUAUUGACUUCAGUAGAAAAAAACUAGUACAUUUUUGUACUGAAAAACCAAAACACAGUUUUUGUCUAGGAGCAUAGUGAGGCUUCCACUUAUAUUCUACCUUUUAAAUUUAUGAUUUGUCAUGCCAUAAAUUCUAGAUUGCAGAGCAGCAUUAUAUGAGAAAGUUCUAUUGUGUAAUAUUUUUUCCUUCAGAUUUUUUCAAGGAUAAUUCUUAAACUCAUUUCAGAUUUACUCUAGAAUAAAUCAUAAAUGUAUAUAAUGGCAGAGAAAAUUGAGCUUCCCUUCGAAGAAGAUGUGGAGUACAUGUAUAUUGUUUUGCUCAUAGGUCUGUUUGUUAGUCAGUUGGUAGACCAUAUGGAUUCCAGUCAAUAUUUACAUAAUGCCUAGGCCUACAGUAACCAGACUAUAUACAGUCAUUGCCUGUGGUUUGUAGAAACCCCUGUUGUUUUUGGGGACAGUAGGACAAUCACAGUGACUUUGCCUGAAAACGGUUCUGCUCAAAAAUUCUUAAAAGGACGAUAAUCUUUGUUCAGUAGACCAGAGGUCAAGGUCACAGUGGGACUGAAAAUUAUUUCUCAUCAAUAUAUUUGGCCUACAGUUGUCAACUUCAUGGGAUAUUUGCCUCUGGUCUGGAUAUGGCCCUGUUUGUUUUGGGGCCAGUGAUGUAAUGGCGACGGUCACAGUGACCUCGUAACUGAAAAUGAUUUUUGCAUGGUAACUCCGACUGUUGUCAAAACUUAUAGGAUGAUUGUCUGUGGUCAAGUUAAGGGGUCAGUAGGUCUCCAGUAAGUUAUUGGGAUAUUGUAGGGGCAUAAGAAAAUGUUUUUUAUAAAGCUCUUGUUUAUUGUGUUAUUUGGACAAGAAAAACAGAAUUACGUUAAACCUUGAAAUAGAUGUGAAUUUGUAUGACGGUAGACAUUAUGUCUUGAAAUAAUAACAUGUUUGUUUAUUUACUUGUGUAAUCAUAAAAUAUUAAGGUUCCCAUAUUAUCAAUACAAUGUACUACUUUUUAAAUUUUCUGCAGUGAUGUAUACAUAUUUUUAUUUGUGCUAAGCCAGAUUUUUACUGAGUGGAGGGCAGAGUGGUUAAGGCGUCAGACAUGGAAUCAUUUGCUGCUUACCGAUGUGGGCUCAAAACUCUGCCUGGGAUGUUAACUUAUUGCAUGAGAUAGUUAUCCAGCUUUCUUCUGGAAGGUCAGUCGUUACUCAUGUGCCUGCCUGUGCUUAAUAUUAUGCUCAUAGGGGCACUUGUUGUAAUCAUCCAGUAUCAAGAGCUGGGAAGUUGCUUACCAUAUGACUUAAUAUGUUGGCUUGACUUAAAGCUCAACAAAACAAACAGCUAUAUAAUGAUAUAUUUUGUUAAAACAAUACACAUUCUCUUUGGUGCUAUUAUAAGUGUCUAUAUGUAAAUAUACAUAAACCUAUUUUCAUAUGCUUAAUUGCAUAGAUGAUUUCUUUGUUACAGCAUUAUAUUACGUUGUUAUACAAAUGUAUUUCGGUCCAAGAAAUAUUAUUGUAAAUAAACAACUACCUAAAAUGAUGA